AUGGCUCAACUACGUCUUGCUCUGGAUAAAGGUGGACCAUCGGCACCCAAUCCGCUGAACACUCUCUCCCCUUCGCCAUAUGCCUUUGCUGGCCAGGCAUCCCUUGGGUCCCAUGGACCGCCAACCGGCAGACAUCUCACGGGGGUGUCCUCGGAUCAAGCAACGAACCGUCGCCAGAGAUCAUAUGGGAACACGCGGCGUGGUAAUAUUUCGCCUUUCGCAGACACUCAAGUGUCUCCGACAGAACCAAGCAUAGCCGGCACGGUCCAACUGUCGCACCAUGAGACACUCAUCGACGGUGCUUCCCAGGGCCCCCGCCCCCACCCACAAGGCCGGCUCAAAAGGAGGCUAAUCCAACAAUUGAGGGCGAUAGGAAAGACCAAUCCUGAGCGGGACUUGAGGCUGGCGGUGUGUGCGUUGUCGGCGAACUUGCAGAAGCACGCCCUCGACGCCAUCUUUACGCUCGCUCUUGAAUACUCCGUGAUCACAGCAGGGGCAGUGAUGUUUCUUGGUCUCAAGGCGGCCGCCUUGCCCGAGGGCCAUCCCAUGAGGAAGUCAUUUCUUUCACCGUGGGGUGGUCGCAUCGCUCCCAAGCGGUUCACCAGGAUUGUGCUGGAGCGGCUUCAGAGUGGCCUUGCUCCAAUCGCGGAGAAUAUACUGGUCCUUGAUGACAACUUUCCUGACCACGGCUUCGAUAUUCUCCUCGGUCGCCGCUUCCUGCACCAAGCAUGUGGUGGAAACCUCCCGCCAAAGCAUAUCGCAAACGGAAACGGAACUGUGAACGAUCAGAACACCCCAUUCCAUGGAACGUACGCGCAUACUGGCUGGGGAGGUGUCAUGGAACCGAACACAAACGACUUCCCGAAAACAGCAAGCAGAGUGCCGCACAUGUUCUUGUCGCCGCAGACGUCGGUGAGCGGUUUUCCGGUUCAGACAUGGGAGGCGGCUCGUAGCAGGGAUGAGCGGCCCGUCGACAUUUCCCAUGUAGCGAAUGUCGUCGUGAUCUCGAUUGCGGCUCUGCUCAAGCGGGCGGGGCAAAACCCGCUGUGGGCCUGGUCCCUGGCCAAUCUAAAGUUUCGAUCGCGGCUGACUUGA
Molecule: messenger RNA, 1095 nt
Organism: Canariomyces notabilis
Lineage: Eukaryota; Fungi; Ascomycota; Sordariomycetes; Sordariales; Chaetomiaceae
Exons: 2
Coding region: 1-1095 (364 amino acids)
Source: RefSeq, a predicted model, not a curated record